This is a messenger RNA of Dicentrarchus labrax (European seabass), 5639 nucleotides long. RefSeq names its product potassium voltage-gated channel subfamily F member 1-like. Gene Ontology annotation, cellular component: membrane; voltage-gated potassium channel complex. Gene Ontology annotation, biological process: potassium ion transmembrane transport; protein homooligomerization. The transcript has a single exon. Gene Ontology annotation, molecular function: voltage-gated potassium channel activity; protein binding. The coding region runs from base 199 to 1698 and encodes 499 amino acids. Lineage: Eukaryota; Metazoa; Chordata; Actinopteri; Moronidae. The record is from RefSeq and is a predicted model, not a curated record.
ACUGCCAAACACGGCUGUGUUGAAGACUUGACGCUGCAGUCACCUCUGAGCAAACAUUUAUUAUUUUCUUCAACUAAAACGCAGAGAUUAGAAAAUUUAGGAGGUUUUACGCACAGCGCCAGAGCUUAUGGUGACUUGCGUUUACUACAGUACACACUUUUGUAAUUUUUUUUGUGUUGCGGACUUGUUGUCAACACAAUGUGGGGGAUCCAAAGGACGCGGUAUGCAGACUGCAAUGGCUCUGAAGCCAGUGAAGAGACAGAGAUUGUAGUUAACAUAGGCGGAGUGAAACAGGUGUUAUACGAGGACGUGUUGAAUCGCUUCCCGGACACCCGGCUGGCAGAACUGGUGGACUGUUCACUUAAAUCUUCUGAAGAAAUAUCUUUACUAUGUGACGACUACGACCCUGACACUGGAGAAUUUUAUUUUGACAGAGACCCCGAAGCAUUUAAGUGUAUAAUUGAACUGUACUAUUAUGGAGAGAUUCACAUGAAACGAGGCAUUUGUCCAAUUUGUUUCAUGAAGGAGAUGGAGUUCUGGAAAAUCGGCUCUGAUUUUUUGGAUGACUGUUGUAAAUGCCACCUGAAGGAGGUAGAGGAUGAACUUGCAGAGAUUGCAGAGAAAGUGAGAACUAUCCUGGUGGACCGGGAGGGAGAUCCGUCUGCAGAAGGCUGGCAGCGCUUUCAGAUGUGCCUCUGGAGGCUGAUGGAGAAGCCGGAGUCCUCGAUGCCUGCGCACAUAAUCGCUAUAGUUUCUUUCAUCUUCAUCCUCGUCUCCUCCGUGGUGAUGUGUGUCGGGACCAUCCCCGACCUGCAGGUGGAGGACGCGGAGGGUAACCUCUCGGAGCACCCAACUCUGGAGGUCAUCGAGACGAUGUGCAUCCUCUGGUUCACUGUUGAAUACCUCCUGCGUCUGAUCUCCUCUCCAAAUAAAAUCAAAUUCGUCCUGUCUUUCAUGAACAUCAUCGACUUCAUGGCGAUAAUGCCCUUCUUCGUGGUGCUGAUUCUGACCUCCUUCGGCGCAGGAAUGAUGGAGCUGGCUAACGUGCAGCAAGCGGUGCAGGCUUUACGCAUAAUGCGCAUUGCGCGCAUUUUCAAGCUGGCACGGCAUUCCUCUGGUCUCCAGACCCUCACAUCUGCCCUGAAGAGCAGCUUCAAAGAGCUCGGACUUCUCCUCAUGUAUAUGGGCGUGGGGGUCUUCCUUUUCUCCGCAUUGGGCUACACCAUGGAGCAGAGCCACCCGGACACCUUGUUCACCAGCAUCCCGCAGUCGUUCUGGUGGGCUGUGAUCACCAUGACCACGGUGGGCUAUGGAGACGUCUACCCCAAGACCACUUUAGGUCGGUGCAACGCGGCCAUCAGCUUUCUGUGCGGGGUGAUCGCCAUAGCGCUGCCUAUACACCCUAUCAUCAACAAUUUUGUCCUGUUCUACAACAAGCAACAGGUGCUGGAGACUGCGGCCAAGCAUGAGAUUGAACUGAUGGCGCUGCGCUCCGGCGACGGCGAACAAGAGGCUGCACCCGGCGCCCAUAAACAUGUUUGCGGUGCAGGGGUCUGGGACAACGCCAUGCGCUCCUGUCACAGCGACACAUACAUCCCCUUACUGAAGGAUCCCAGGGGAGGGGCGGGGAUCCAGACCCCCAGCAUGGACACAAGCUUUGAGAGCACAGCGGAGGCCACUGAAUAUUUCAUCUCAUGAACACUGAAGACAUCGCAUCAUUUGAAAACUGCAAAAAAGAAAAAAAAAAGAAAAGAAAAGAUAAACAACAACAACAAAAAAAAAUCAAAUGAAUUAUUCAUUUUUGACUUAUUCAAACACCCGUUCAAUUCAGGGUCAAUGGAGACAUGCUUGUAAAUAGCCUUGUAAAAAUAAUAGGGCCGCAGUAAUGCUCUCCAAGGACCUUAAAUGCAUUUGAGGAAUUGUGCCUAUUAUAGGGACAUGUGUGUGAGAUAUUGACUUGAUGAGCUGUGCCUUUGCGCAGUAACUCCCUGUAGGCUGAGGGGUUCUGUUUGAACAGCCAGUACACUGAUUCCCCCAUGUAGGCUUCUUAUAUAACACCCCCAUUCUCAAUCCUCACACUCAUACUGUAGACUGCACUGUAGCUUCUUUCUCUGAGCAGAAAUAUGUAUCAAAAUGGAUGUUUGUUUUUUUUAAAUAACAAAGACUGGUAGCUCCUCCAGGAGGAGAAGAUAAAUAAUAGGGUAAUUAAUAGUGUACAGGCAUCACAACAAAACUAGAUAGGUACUUAUAGUGCCAUACAUUUCCCAGUGAGACAUUAAAGGUACACAAGAGAACAGUGAUGGUUUUGGAAGAGACUAUAAAAGCAACAUAUGAUCAAGGCUGUGCAACUCUGGUUCUGCCUAUGAUCUUCUUGGCAUCAGUGUAAAUUUGUGUACUUGACACUGUAUGAUUGUGAGGUAAUAUGUCAGAUAUAAAACUCCUCUACGGUGCAGGAAUGUUAAAAGCGGUGACUGCGAUCAGAUAGGAUCAUGUAACCGACACCAGGACCUCUGAAGCUUCCUUGGCUGCAGGACAUGUUCCUAUAAUGGGUUUAAAUUUUGCAGCAGCCGUCACCACUCUGCCUCCUCCCUGGAGGCUUGGUGGAAUAACUUGAACACCAAGUUAUGGGACGAGGAGGAAGGAGCAACAGGCUGGAGGUUAAACAAAUAUAAUCCCAGUGGUUAAGUUACUAAACUUAUAAAAAAAACAUGUGUUUUAGACUGCAGGUUAGUUAACCUGAAAAUCUGAGUGGAAGGAAAGGAACUGUGAUUAAAGUAUGAAUAAAAAAUAUAAAUAAUAAGGAGUUUUUUUUUUUAAUUCAUCACGCAUUAUCAUGCUAGCAGGUUAUCAACAUAAACAGAAGGUGUAAGAGUAUUAUUAGGGCAGUGCCUGCUUCUGUCUUAAUGCAUUACUGCUCUCAUUUGGUGAAACUGAUGAAAGGACGAUAUAUUUUUUCCACUCUAAAUUGGCUUAAUGGGCUCUGUAUUUAAAGGUUGCAUUUUCACAGUUUGAAAGGUCUCAACUCCUACACCAUUAGUCUGAUUGACAUGGAACUUGCUGCACGAAUGGAACAAUCCUCGGAAACUAUUAGUUUGCACAAUAGGGAAGCUAUAAUUAAAAACUGACAUAUUUAAUUCAAAUGUCAUUUCUCAGAUGUCAUUUUUUUUGCAUCCUGGAGGAAUGAUUUAUGUCAAGAUUGUGUUCUUGUGCCCAGUCUUAUUUUGUGAUUUUAUGAAAUGAGCAUAAUGUCUUGACACACAUUACUAAAACUGGGCAAAUAAAUAAGAAGAGCAGGGCAUUAAUAGCAGCAGGUGUAGCCUGAAAAUGAUAUGGUGCAGUUGAAAACGGUCAGAUAUAUUUGCCCUCAGCUCUAAUGUGGAUUCAACUGUGUAACUGAAUCUACUUCUGUUUUUUCCCUCAUUAGCCGAAAAUGGUUCCCAACCUUUUGUUUCUGACAUUCCUCCACAGAACUCAACUUCAGACAUCACCAGUCAAAUGCGUCAAAUGGAAGGUUCCUGUUGGUCGGUUCUGGCCAAUCAUAUUGUGCCAAGUUCUAAACUUCUUUUAAAUUAGAAAAUAUUUUAUUAUUAGGAUGCUAACUACUACUAAUAAUAACAACACAUUUUGUUAAUUAUUAUCAGGCAGCAACUGGAGGGGAUGGGGAAAGAUGCAGCAGGGAGAUAAUUCCAGGGAGGGACACCUAAAUGUCCACAUAGUGUUAACUGUAACUGUAACCUUUGCUCCAACCUCAGUUUUUGGUACAAAACAUUUUAACAUUUUGAAAACCGUAACAGACAAACACAUUAUUAACACACAUAUAUAAACACAAUUUUUUAUGCUGGACUUAAAAAAUUCAGAUUUUACAUUGGUUUGGGUAUCUUUAAAAAACAAAAAACACUGUUUGGCCUGAAUUAAAGGCAAAAAUGUAAAAAUUGAAGUACUGUGAUCAUUACAUCACCAACAAAUGUUAAUGGAUUGAAGAAGGAUGAUACAUCUUACUGCUGCCGUACUGACGUGGUGUCUGCAUCAAUCACUGGGACAAGAUGUCAGUUUGUUUGAUUAGUAAGAGGGCACUGAUCCAGUAUUAGAUUCCUCUUCAGUAAUGUUUUCGACUGAGCUCUAGUCUUAGUUAUGCAGCCUGAGAGAAAGAUCAUGGAGGAGGUCAGGCAGGACUGCAGGUUGUCCACCCACUCGUGUCCUAGACUGGACUCGGCUAUCUCUCCUGGCCAGCAGCAGAUUCACACAUGUCAAAGCCUGGAGAAAGGCCUUUGUACACACUGACAGGUGGAGCUGGAAUGUCAAAGGCGAGCAUUGUGUAAUGGAACAAUGUUCCUCCAGCAGAUGCACAUGCAAAUACACAUACACCUUCACGUUCACGUUCAAAUUUAGAUUUACAAGCACACACACACACUGGCCUAUACAAACAUUCCCCCUCCUCUUCGCCGCCUACCCACAAGUGUGUACACAAAUAAUUGCGUGCACACAUACACAAGCUGCUACACCCCUAUACCCACAGCCAUGUGUGAUCCACUCUACAGUAACCUGCCGUGAUCUGCUGGCUAAUCACCAAUUUUUACACCCACAUGUUGGUCAUCUGUGGCAUUCAGUGGGUGUUUAAGAAAAGAGGUAUUCCUGAGCAUUUAUUUAAAAAUUGUGCUCAUUACCCUUGACAUAAAUAGUCAAUUUUUUUGUGAGAAUUUCCAGCUAGCUAUGGUUGUUGUUACUAAAUCAACACAUUUGUUCUGGGUGUUCACUGACUCAUUCGACUUUGAAGAGAAAGUUGCCUAUGCGUGUGUAUGUGCAACACAGAUUUUUCUAAAAAUGCUCUAAACAGACGGAAAGGAUCACAAUCUGCGUAGGUGUUUGCUUGGGGAAAGUUUUUCGAAUUCUUUAGCUGACAGUUAAAUUACUUUCCUGUUUUAUUUCUAAGAUGCUGACAUUUCAUUCCACAGCUAAGCCAACAUGCAGUGAGGGUGGAGAAGAAUAAUUAACAAGGCAAAGUCUAUGUAGCAAUGCAAUGUUUGCUUCAAUACCAUAGUGCUGUGUGUGCACUUCCAUAUUUUAUAAUGUAUUAAAUCAUGGAUCAUGCUUGUAGGAUAAAUAAAUGCAGUAUGACAUUCUGCCUGAACCCUCAGAUAGUAGAUUGCACACUAUCGUACAACCAAUGCGUUUGAGUGUGUUUUAAUCAAAGGGAUUCCUGAAUCUCACGUGUCCCCUCCAGCUGACUUACAGCUCUGAUUGUUUUCUGGCGACAUAAUGGCGUAUUGGUAUCAAGUUACACACAACCAUUUUGAUGACAGCACAAGAUCCCGCUCCCCUCUGCCUGUUCCCGUCUCCCUCGACCUUUAGGACAGGGAUCUUAUUCAACUCAGAUCUCUUGUCUAAAAAUAGGGAAAUCCCUGUUUGGCACGCUGUAUAUAAACGGUACAGACAAAUGGAAGUUCAAGACAAACUCAGGCUAAUUGAGUUGUGCAUGUGUGUCCCUAAACAGCUGUUUCUUUGUUGUUGUUUCAUGAAUGUGUCUCAACUGUAAAAAAGUGGUUGUGAUAUAAAAUGAUUGCUGUCCAGUUUCCUUUCCAAUCUAAAUGUCCAUAGUGUCUGAGAGUAUAUCUUUAACUAUUAAAGUCCAUUAAAAAAUG